CCUACCUCAGACCCUGCAAUAAAAACAAAUAAGUUCAACAAAAACAUACAUCCUUCAUUCAUCAAAACCAGCGGGUCUCACUACCCAUACACAUUUCAUCCCAUCACCAUGGAAAUGAAGAAGGUUGCCUGUGCUGUUCUCAUCGUCGCUGCCUCCAUGAGCGCAGCAUUGGCCGCCACUGAGGUUCCUGUGGCUGCACCCGCCCCUGGCCCAGCCAGCGGUGCCUCGACAACCGUUGUUGGCUCCUUGGUUGGUGCCUCCGUCUUGUCUUUCAUUGCCUUGUUCCACUAAGCCUAGAAAAAAAACUGUAAUGACAGAGCAAUAGGGAGAGAAAGAGAGAGGUUUAUAUAUGCAUAAAUAUGAAUGGAAUAAAGAGUGAUCAUGACAAUAAUCAUGUGUAUUGAUCGAUGGUAUUUGUUAUGAUACAUAACUGUUGAAAAUGUAAUACCAAUUCUUUUGUAAUA
Messenger RNA from Lotus japonicus, 464 nucleotides. RefSeq names its product arabinogalactan protein 23. The transcript has a single exon. Lineage: Eukaryota; Viridiplantae; Streptophyta; Magnoliopsida; Fabales; Fabaceae. The record is from RefSeq and is a predicted model, not a curated record. The coding region runs from base 109 to 291 and encodes 60 amino acids.